AUGUCUGCCGAUGACAUGAUGAUAUGGAGUGUAAUUUGGGGUCCUGCCGACGAAGACAGACUACAGGUGAACCUAAAGCGGUUGCAGGAGUGGUCAGACCGUUGGCUCCUGCGGUUCAUGGUUGGUAAAUGUAGCACAGUUCGCCUAGGCAACACAGCCAGAUCCGCCAGCACAAGAGACUGCUUUCUGGGCGGUGCAGCCCUGCAAGAGGUCGAAGCCCAAAAGGGCCUCGGUGUGCAUACGACGAACUCUCCAAAACCAUCCGUCGAUUGUUCGGGAGUGGCAAAAAGCUCAAUGUCCGUACCUUACGCCAUCAAGCGUGCGUUUAUAGACUUCGACGAAGACGCUUUCUCAAAGACAUUCGGUACAUUCGUCCAGCCGCAUUUGGAGUACGGCAUACAAGCCUGGAGACCGUUGGCAGUUGAGGAUCAAAACUACCCCGAAGUAGUUCAGAGUAGAGCCACGAAGAUGGUUAAAGGUCAAAGCCCCUUUCCUUAUGCAACCCGCCUCGCAAAUCUGAACCCCUUUCCUUUGAGUUACAGGACACUUCGCGGGGAUCUCUUGCAAGCAUUUCGCAUUGUAAAGGGGUUGGAUUGCGGCCUGGCCUUCGAGGACUUUUGAAUUUGCUACCACGGCCAACCUCCGAGGUCACCCAUUUAAACUGCGCACUCAACAGGCAAGGCUGGAUGUGCGGAAGUUCUCCUUCUCUGUUCGCGUGGUCAAACCAUGGAAUGCCCUUCCCGCAGAUGUUAUGAUGUCACCAUCUAUACAAAGUUUUAAAAAGAACAUGGACAUAUUUAUGUUCCGAACUGACCAAGAGCAAUGAGAAGUCGACCUCAUCCCCUGUAACUCGUUUCCAUUUUGUCUUACAAUUAUAAGCUCGUUUGAUCUAUUUCAGCCCAGAACAUUUUUUGUAUACCACACAUUUUUACGUUGCAAAUACGGUACUCAAAUGUUUGCGUCUAUUUUCCUCAGUAAACUGAACUGAACUGAACUAAAAAUGGAGGUUCGAUGUUACACAUUAACUGGCACUUCGACAGUCGAUAGUUUAACAGGAGCGCACUCGCGACUACAAAAUCAAAGCCGUAAGAGUGAGGACAAAAGUUGAAAAAGGAAGCUCCUCACGCAACUUUUUCGGAUGGUGAUGCCAAAUGGGUGUGCCUUGUCGUAGCUACGUUAAACAGUCACGUCUAUCUUCGUCAUAUUCACAUCAGGCCACAGUGACAAGACGUUACCAGAAGUAACUAAUGCUAACAGUGAUAUAAUCAAGAAACUUGUAAGUUUAUACAAUCAGUGCAUCAGACUGCACCGAAUGUAAACUGAAAAAUUUAAUUUCAAUAGAGCUCACAGGAUAUUCUCGUCAAUAUGCGUAAAAGACGGGGUCCACACAUUCACACAAUAUAAAAUUCAUUCACUGUGCGGAGCGCACAAUGCACUUGGGUUUAUAAACUGAUCGAUCGCAACAUUUUUCCCCCAACUCCAACCAAUCUCAAAAUCUAAAUGUAACUCUAAACCCAAGGGUUACCCCAAUCCUAAAAAUUGAGAGCUACUUAUGUCUAACUCAAACCUAAAACGAACGAUGGGGUGCCCAUAGCCAUCUUUGCAGCACCAAGCUUUUCUCAUACAACCUCAAAACAGAUGAAUGAAACCUAGUAACCAAAAAUUGAAGAAGUCAAUCAAAAGAAAGCAGAGUUCAGAAGGAAGAGACAAGGUUCGGUGAAUGAAAGGGACGUUGUAGAUGGAAAAUACACGCAUAUUAUUGCAAUAUCUAGCUCGUUACCGUCAAUACCUACUGUCACGUAUCCAUUUCUUAGCACGGCAGUUCAACUAAGCGACGCAUGUCAUUACUGACAUAUGCUACUAACUUCAAUAUCUCUCGUUAGCGAUGAGUAUUUUAACGAAGACAAGGGGAGAGAAUAUGAGUUGGCUAGUUGGAUUCAGUUCCCAGGGCUCAAACUGUUUGAAUUUGAUGGAAUAGGUCACUCCCCGUCCUUGUCUCUCAGCUGGUACGUAUUUGUGCCUUUGCGGUUGCUGUUAUAUCGACAAAGGCACUCGUAAUUUUGUAAAAUAUUUACACCUUUGUUUUGGGUUGUUGCACUCAUUUUGAAUUCACUUUACGAUUGACCUUUCCCAGUGCUGUGCACACUUUUCGUUCACCAUUCUAGUACUUGUGAUAAGUCAUCACUGCGAUUUUAUGAACACCAUGGCCAUCAUUUUGCCGUGUUGUAAUUAUUGUACGCAGGGCUCUCGGUCGUCUUUUGUUUCGUUUUUCAAUACGGUCAGAACUCCAUAGUCCGUUGUCAACUUCAGUUCAAUUGUGAAUUUAUCAGCUUUCUGUUUUGUCCCUUCGUCUGACAUUUCUUUAGGUCUCUUAGAUGAUUAAAUACUUCACUUGAAUGCAAUGCCCUCGCGUGUCCUUGGUGAAGGGAAACCUACAUAGCCCUGAGUCUGUAGACUUCGGCUCGGACUUGCAGACCCAGAGGUGUCUAUUUGGUUUCUGAGACAUUUGGGGGGAAAUCUCGGUCGGGACGAAGUGGGCGAUCAUUUUAUAGGCCUGAGUCUGUAGACUUCGGCUCGGACUUGCAGACCCAGAGGUGUCUUUUUGGUUUCUGAGACACUUGGGGGGAAAUCUCGGUCGGGACGAAGUGGGCGAUCAAAUGCUAGAAACCGACAACACAUGCUGUUAAUGCCUACUGACUUGAAAUAGCGCACUUACCGUAGUAUUCUAAGAAAGAUUUUGCUAAAUCUGCUCCACUUACAAAUACCACUAUGUACUUCGGAUGUUAUUUAACUGCGCUGCGCACAUUGCUAGUUGGCGCCUGAUUCGGGGCUGUUUUGCCAGAUUCGUGCCCUAUACAUUGUUUUGGCAGUACAUUGUGAAAUCGAGUUGCCCAUUCUCCCCUCCCGUAAGUGACUAUUUUACUUUGCUGAUUUUUAGCUUACAAAACGUCCUCUGUAUCUUUCAAAAUAAGCUGUCAAAAUUCUGGACAAGGUUGGAAGGCUCGCCAGUACUUGCAUAGACUCGGCGAGCGAAUCUGACGCACCAUUAAAUAAACCAUUUCGAGCGCGUUCGCUCCGGACAUCUGAUACGUCUACUACGAAUCAGAAAUGUCAGUCUCAGUCUGCUGCUUGCUCUCAGCUGACUGCAGGUACAGAAACCAUUCGUAGGGAAGUCCUCUCGUAAGUAGUUUCUCUCCCUUGGACCCUGCUGUAGAAUCUUAAAUAAAGUUACUGCGGAGAAUUUCACCAGCUUAUCUCAGCAUAUUCUAAAUAUACAUGUCGAAUCUCCGGAGGCCCUCGAUCUCAUCGUUCAAUUGGUACGGCCAUUGUAGUGUAAUUGGUUUUAGAUAUUUCAAAAAGCUGCCAAUGAACCGACUUUUGUUUCACUUUAUGCUGAGUUCUGCCUAAUUUUGUCUGAAAAGGCACGUAACUUCGAAGCCGAUAGUCAACACACAGUAAGUAUAAUCGUCCUCCGAUUUCCCAGACUUUUAAAAUACGUCUGCUAAAACGCUGCGAAGAUGAAUUUACCAAAAAGGAUAAGAUCGACCCUUCGGACAGCAGCGCCAGGAGACGCUAUCUCGGAGGAGUGCGCUUUAUCGCGGAGCUUGGACGAAUUGGUACAAUACCCGAAAAGGUUCUUCACGACUGUGUCAAGACUUUAUUGUCUCGAAGGUCUAG
Molecule: messenger RNA, 3678 nt
Organism: Spirometra erinaceieuropaei
Lineage: Eukaryota; Metazoa; Platyhelminthes; Cestoda; Diphyllobothriidea; Diphyllobothriidae
Source: the annotation of a GenBank genome assembly